Molecule: messenger RNA, 1092 nt
Organism: Oppiella nova
Lineage: Eukaryota; Metazoa; Arthropoda; Arachnida; Sarcoptiformes; Oppiidae
Source: the annotation of a GenBank genome assembly
UGGCUCAAGAAGUAUGAGACACCGAUUGGCGCCACGAAUGCCCGACGACUGUCGCAGUAUAUACUGAUCGGUGAUGACGACAGCGGACACGAACCCCAACUCAUCCGAUACCUGAAGCGCCUUAAGAUUCGCGUUCCUCUGCAGUUGACACACGUGUAUGACUCGCAGCAACGGUUGCGCCCCCUUUGCGGCUACUAUUCCUCGUAUGGGAAGUGUCCCUUCGAGUCGUUGGACUGUCCGAAACGGCACGCGUUUGGCCGCCACGACCGGCCCGACCCACGACUGCCCACCAGUGGACAGAUUAAGAUAACGGUGACCUACGUGUUGGGCGCCAACGACUUCUACUUUCGGUGCCGCGAGUUUCGCGGUGCGAGUCAGACGUCCGGCAAAUGGCAGCCAAUGAGUGAUAAUUACGAUGCAAUCCGCGAAGAGCUAAUUGCGUUCAAAGACACGCCAUAUAAUACGGUUAGGGAUCCAACGGGUGACAGACUGUACGGGAUUGCUGUGAGGGGACAGGUAUUUAGAGUGCGUUUGACAAAAAUCAUUGGUUCCGAAGAGACCAACUUCUACGAAGACUGUGAGCAGAGCAGUGGCGCACCCGUCGGCCAAAAGGUUGAGUUGUUUACCGUUGAUUUUGGCCAUAAAUUGCGGUCCAAUUCGCGCCAAUUGUUUGAAUUACCGGAUCAUCUGCGAGACGUACCGGCGCUGGCACUAAGGGGUCACUUGUUUGGCAUCAAACCGAUCGCCAAUGAGAUCGAGUGGGACUUCCGGUCGACGCAGGCUUUCUACGAAUUGGUGGACAACUACCGGAUCAGUGAAGUGACCGCUUGGGUCGUCAAACAAGCAGACUUCCAGGUCUACGGAGACUUUCCUAACUACAAGUCCGGUGUAUAUAAGAAGCACUCGACUCAGUUGCUCGGCGGACACGCCAUCAAAAUCUUGGGCUGGGGUGUCGAGAACGACACACCCUAUUGGUUGGCCGCCAACUCCUGGAACGAGGACUGGGGAGACAAAGGCUACUUCAAGAUCGCCCGGGGCUCUGAUGAGUGCGGUAUUGAGAGCGAUAUCGUGGCCGGUCUGCCCAAACUGUAG